AUGAAUUAUACACAGGUUUGGGAAGAUUGGAAUCAACAAGUCAGGCGACAAAGAGACAAUGUUAAGCUCCCAGCAUUUGGUGACCCCCUCAAGGUCUCCAAUUUCAAGGACUCGCCAUCUUUGGCAUUCAUUGUUUCAAAGCAUGAUCAAGAUGGAUUUGGAUCUGCUAGCAUGAAAUCCUUAAGAGCAUUUGCACUAUUUGGUGCAGGGGUAGCCGAGCUUUUGAACUGUGCAACAAACGCUUAUUCUGAUGAGGCAGAGCAGGGGCUAAAGGCCCCUGACUAUCCUUGGCCUUACAAAGGCAUUCUCAAAUUCGUCGGGGUCACCAGGUUUACCAACAAGUUUGUGCACAAUGCCAUUCAAUGUCAUUUAUCGCUUUUUGUGACCUUGUCGGUGUGGCAUACACUGAGGAAGAAGCAAAGGUGCUGGCUACUUAGAUUGAAGCAGUUGAUGGGCCUAAUGACAAGGGUGCCUGGUGAGCUGAAUGACUGUUUUCCUCCGCCUUACCCUAAUGAACAAGCUGCCAGGUUUGCUAAUGGAGGAGCUAUCCUCCAGAUCCGAGUCUUAUCACCAAGGUAA
This is a messenger RNA of Ilex paraguariensis (yerba mate), 579 nucleotides long. NCBI's taxonomy places the organism in Eukaryota, Viridiplantae, Streptophyta, Magnoliopsida, Aquifoliales, Aquifoliaceae. The record is from the annotation of a GenBank genome assembly.